UUUUGAGAAAAUCCUUGGGUUAUUUCAUAUACCUUCGGUUCAGCACAGAAAAUAGAAACCAGUCCACCGCCGGCGCUCCCCCAUUCCACCCGUCAUUCUCAAAUCUUAAGCCGAGUGGUGUUUCUGCAUUUGCUCUCCACUGUUCUUCAAUAUUGUUAUCUACCUCAUUCGUUUGCUGAUCUUUCGGGCGCAAUAUUGUCUGUGAAAACGGCAAGUGCUUUAGCAGGUAGGUUUUGAUGGAGUCGCUGUUAGGAUUUGAAGAAGUGCCGGUAGAGAACGAAGAAGAGCAGUCGUCGACGUACAGCCGCAAAUUGGUACCCUGGUCGACUUGGAGCGAAUGGCUUUUCGUUAGUCAAUCAAUAUUCUCCGACUCACCAGACUCCGUCGCCGCUGCUCUUAGAAGAGUAUCAACAUGGAGAAGCAGAGGAUGUCUUCCAGUUGUCGUCGAAGUUACAGCAGCGAUAAUCGAAAUCCAACAAAAGGAUCCCUACUUCAUAAAGAACCAAUCCCUGGAUGCUUCGGUUGAUGGUAAAGAGGACCAAUUAAACAAUGUUUCACUUUCAGAGGAAGCACUAGCCAUGUUAUAUUGCAUGGCCAUCAUGAGGCUUGUAAAUGGCGUUGUUGAGAAGACACGGAAGAAAACAGAGGUUUCAAUUGCUGUAGCAGCUGAUGCUAUUGGUUUGCCUCGUGUACUGAUUGAUAUUCGUCAUGAGGGCUCCCAUCGUGAUCUUCCAGCUCUUCAGGUGGUUCGCUGUGCCUCAACCAAGGCACUUCGUUGGUUGAGAUCUUAUUAUUGGGAACCUCAGGAGAAAGCUAUUCCAUUUCAAGGUGAUAUAAGUACUACCAUUAGAAAGGAAAUCAAAUCCAGGCUUCGUGAUUUGGCUUUUAAUUUAAAAGUGAAGCAAAAUCCUUCACUUGGAUCUGCCAUGGUCAAGCCAAAACGUUUGAAGACAAAAACUGGCAAGACACUGAAGGUUCUUGUUCAGUUAUAUUCUUCUUUCUCUUCAGAAUUUGUAUCUGUACUGCUGGAAUUAUUGCUAAAGGCAAUGAGGUCAUCUGACUUGAUGUGUUCCGAGAAUUCCCAAAAAUCCAGAAGCACAGUAUUGGAUGGUUGGAAGCUUGUGAUUGCCAAGAUCUCAAAUAAGGAACCAGAAUUGCUUUUAGAACUGCUUGAGGCAGUUCUAGAGAAGAUUGAGACUCGAGAAGGCCUGGAGUAUGAAAGUCAGUACUUCAUGUCCUCAGACCACAGAAUGGAGAGCUGUCAAGUUUCACAACUUUCCUCUUUGUUUGCAUGGCUUGUUGACAAACUUAAGGGGUUGAAACUUAAACGCAAAGGAGAAGUUUUUUAUGGAAAACACAUUCCGAAAGGUAUUUUAAUGGAGGUACUCCGUAAAUGCCUUCUGGCAUCAGCGCCUGGUAACAAGCGGCUUAUGGACUCGGCCACUGAUCUUGCACAGUUAAUGGGUGCCGCUUCUCUGGUGAAGAAACUGAACAAACUAUCUAUUCUGAAUCUACCAAAUUUACCAAAUUCACAUGUUCCCGAAGGAGAAAGUCCCACCCAAACAACUUCAGACAACAGUUUCAACCAAGUGGAGGGAUCUUUCCACGAAGCAAGUCAGAAACUGGAGGCGAUCAAACUCCACAAAAGAAAGAACUUGACGAAUCCAGUAGAUGGUAAUGUAGGAAGUUCCAGCAGAUGGACUAUAGUAAGUUCCUGGACCCCUUGUCCAAUUGGUAUGUUGCCUCGUUCGAUCGGUUCUUCCGGUCGGCUUCCUGUUCUUGACCUCAAUCCGGAGAGCGAAAACACUUCGGAAGAGCCGAGAAGCAAAGAGAACUGUGAACUCAGCAACUAUAGCCACAAGAGGGAAGCCAGUUCUGAUAUUCAGCAACUUGAUAGCUGUAGUGUCAAGAAGCUGAAGGAGACAAAUGAAAAUUUUCAAGCUGAGACAGAAGAUGUUGAGUCAGCUAAAGGCGUGAAAGGGCGCUUGUUGAUAGGUGGGAUAUGGAAAAAAGUUGGGGAGGAGGAAUUAUCCGCCAUUCAGGCUGCUGUGAGGAUAUUAUUAUAAAUUCUUUCAGUUGCUGAGAUUUUUUCUGUCAAAACAAAAUCAUAGCCUCAGAAAUCCGAGUUCCAAAAUUACUUGGAUAAAAUUUUGUCCACGAUAUGUACACAUUCAGUAGGCAAAAAAGUGGUUUAGGUGAUACGCUCAUGUGAAAGCUCGUAGGAUUUUUUUUAAUUAUUUAGCUUAUUAUUAAAAACAUGUGGGAGUGAAAAUUGACUUUCCGACUUCAUAGACUAUGAUAUUCCUUGAAUUAUAUUGGCUCGACUAUGUUUUAACCAGUCGAGUUAGGUUGUCAA
Messenger RNA from Momordica charantia (bitter melon), 2356 nucleotides. Its product is annotated as las1-like family protein. The record is from RefSeq and is a predicted model, not a curated record. Lineage: Eukaryota; Viridiplantae; Streptophyta; Magnoliopsida; Cucurbitales; Cucurbitaceae. Gene Ontology annotation, cellular component: preribosome, large subunit precursor; Las1 complex. Gene Ontology annotation, molecular function: endonuclease activity. Gene Ontology annotation, biological process: maturation of LSU-rRNA; maturation of 5.8S rRNA.